Messenger RNA from Nanorana parkeri, 4011 nucleotides. Its product is annotated as baculoviral IAP repeat-containing protein 1-like. Gene Ontology annotation, molecular function: cysteine-type endopeptidase inhibitor activity involved in apoptotic process. Bases 1 to 4011 code for a protein of 1336 amino acids. NCBI's taxonomy places the organism in Eukaryota, Metazoa, Chordata, Amphibia, Anura, Dicroglossidae. The transcript is spliced from 13 exons. The record is from RefSeq and is a predicted model, not a curated record. Gene Ontology annotation, biological process: negative regulation of apoptotic process.
AUGGACCUCACAAAGAUAUCUGAGUUUGACUCAACUUUUAAUCCUGCCAUGUUACCAGACUUUAUGCACAUUGAUUUAAAUUCACUUGUCCGUGAACUGGAAGAAACCCACAGGAAAAUACGAGAGCAGUUGCCGAGAGGACCAAUAUACUCCAUGAGAAGUGAGUUAAAGAGGCUGAAGAGUGUUUUGGCUCAAGACCCUUUAUCCAGCUGGUCCCCGAAAGAGAUAGCACAUGCAGGAUUCUUUUGUACAGGCCUGGAGAAGAGCUGUCAGUGCUUCUGCUGUGGACUAGUACUGUGCAAGCAAACUUUUAGCUUUACCCCAAUGGACCAGCACAAAAAAUUUAACCCCGACUGUGAAUUUGUUAGGGGCAAUGAUGUAGGGAAUAUUUCAAAAUAUGAAACCCGUGUGCAGCAUAACACAUAUCAAAGAGACCAUGGAGAAGAUAUGGAAGAUAUGCAAAACAGGUUACAGUCAUUCUCUGCCUGGCCUGUCUAUGCUUUACUAGAGCCCUCUGCUCUUUCACAAGCUGGGUUUUUCUUCACAGGUACAAGAGACACAGUGCAGUGCUUCUCCUGUGCAGGAUGUUUGGGAAACUGGGAGGAGAAUGACGAUCCAUGGAAAGAACAUGCAAAAUGGUUUCCAGAGUGUUCAUUUCUCCAGAGCCAAAAAUCCAAAGAUGAAACUGAGCAAUACAUAGCAAAUUACUGCGGAUUCGCUGGAUUGACGGUAAAUGGAAUCUAUAGAACGGGGGUGGAAACAACCCACAGACAUUCGCUGCUGACUGAAAAAGUAGACACAUUGAAAAAACAGCUAAUUGAAAAGUAUACUGACUCGACUUUCUUCAAUAUGUCCCCAUUCAGAGGUUCAUUAUCAAUAGAUCUGAGAUCACUCUUUGCUGAUAUCUCUGUUGUGUUAAAAGACACUAAAAAUCAGCCGUUGAGGAAACUCACAUUACCAGAUGUCCUAUCACUGCUGGGGGACAUCACUAUGAUAGAAGGAGAAGCUGGCAGUGGGAAGUCAGCUCUGCUCAGGAAGAUUGCCAUUCUCUGGGCUACGGGAAAUUGUCCUAUGCUCAACAGGUUCACCCAUGUGUUCUAUAUUGCCCUACCUUCCUUGGAGAGCCAACAGUCUCUAUGUGACAUCAUCUGCCAUCAACUGAUUGGAUCUAAUGCAAUGCUUACUGAAGUGUCUUUGGGGGAAAUUAUAAAACAACUAAAGGACAAAGUUUUGUUCCUCCUGGAUGACUAUGGUAUGAUGGACUCAAUACCUGAAGCAAUAGAAGUACUUAUACUGAAGAACCCUUGGAACAGAUUGAGUCUAGCAGUCACAGUAAGCACAGACAAGUCAUGGAAACUGCGACAGUAUGCAAAGACCAUACUGAGUCUCCAAACAUUUCCCUUAUACAGUACUAUUUACUUAGUGAAGAACAUAUUUUCACAUGACAAUGACAAAAUAGAUACAUUUCUUUUGCAAUUAGUAAAACCCCAAAACGUGCCAGCCAUUUUGCAAACACCUCUGAUUAUUCUUGCUCAGUGUUCCUCGUGGAUUGAAAAUUGUGAUUAUAAAUUUGAAGAUGUCCAUAUUUUUAAAACAUACUUGAAAUGCAUCAUGCUUAAAUUUCCUCAUGAGACAGAAGCAGUGAAGUCACAGCUUGUCUCUUGUGGUGAACUUGCACUCAAAGGUCUUUUUGAAUCAAAAUUUCAGUUCUCAGAUGAUGACUUAAAAGCCUCUGAGGUAGAGAGUGACAAAGCCAUCAAAUUUGGACUUUUGAGCAAGUUCACAGCACAAAGACUUCGAUCCAUCUAUAGGUUUUUUGAGCCAUCAUUCCAGGAGUUUCUUGCCGGAAAAAGACUUAGCGAGCUUUUAGAAUCGGAUAAACCAGACGAUCUCAGCAAGGGAUUCCAUUACCUCCAUCAAGUGAAUACUUUUCUGAAACUUCUAGGACGUUACAGCUAUUUCCUAAAAUAUGCCAGCAGGAUUUCCACAAAGGCGACUCUAAAGAUCCUAUCUUUCUUAUUCACGCUCUAUGACAACCCUGAGGCAUUGGACUGUGAUCUGGACAGCAGAGAACACCUGCAGAGACAUCCCGAGCUUCAACUGAUUGAAGAAAAUAUCAUUCUCCUGUUACGUAACCACAACCCUGUAGACGCUGUUUCAUUUCUCAUACUGGCAACAAUAGCAAUAGAGGCCGCAGAGGAAAGUCAAAGCCUUCCUGAUUGUGCUCCCUUAAUCAUGGAGUUUAUGGCUGGUAAAACUCUUGGAUUUUCAAUAACUAUCAUAAGCAACAAUUCUACAGAAAGCAUUCUCAGUUUUAUUGAGAAAUAUCCAAAUUGCAUUAGUUUGUUGAGCUGCAUUACAUUUGUUAUUGAUGCCACAGGCCAAGUUACACCACCAGAUUACACAAAGUUAGAAAAAUCUCUGGAAUUGUUAGGUGUUCCAACUGUAGAAAGUGAUUAUUCUUCUGCUUAUGUGUCAAUGAGCAAAAUGAAGGAAGAUAAUGAAAAGUCAAAAAAAGACUGUGAUCAAUACUAUUCUUUGUUCCCAGAGAAAAUUGUAAUAAGGGACUCCAUUGCUCGUCCAUUUAUGUCAAUUAAGGGCCACAAGGUGCCAGUUUUUAAACUGCAACUAAUUAACGUCAAUGGAAACAAUGCUUCUCAGCUAAACUGUGAGAACUUCAAAGUUCUUUUCUCGAUCUCUGAUCAGAUAGAACUCCAGCUGGAUGAAUGCAGAGAUUUUGUGUCACACAUCAGACCUGCAAUAGAGCAGUUCUCAGAUUCUUUCAGGAAGUUAGGUAUAUGUGACUCCUAUUUAACAGCCGAUGAACAAGAUCUCUUACUCAAGAUGUCAUCUUUGGAAUGCCUUGAGAUUGGAUGCAACCAUGGUGAAAACUACCCAGUGACAGUCUACCUCCUGGAAAACCCUGACGUAUUAGACCACUUGCCAGAGGAAUUUAACACACUGCACAAAGUGAAAAAACUUGCUUUUGGUUGCACAGGAUAUAGCACUGGAUCAGCUAAAUUUGCUGGAUUCAUCCAACGUUUUGCUGAUUUGGAGGUUCUGCACUUAUCGUUCAAAUAUUAUUCAGAUUUUAAUGGCAUAAUGAAGUCACUCUCAACAUGUACAAAGCUCAAGGAACUGAGCUUUUUUGGAUCGGUUCUCCUGGAACAUGACAUGGCUUUUCUAGUCCUUUGCAAAACUGUUGAAGGAUUCACUUUGCACGUGCACAUGCACAGAAGUUACAUCAUUGGGGCCCGGCUAAUCAAGCGACUGAAGGCUCAAAACCUGGUAGAAGACUGUGAGAGAGAUAAAAGCACUGGUGAGCGAGGAGCACAUUGGUGGAGCGGGUUGGUUCCUCAGAAGUUCAAUGUAUUUGUUUUCCUUCUUCUCUUAUCAGCAGAGGGAUUAAAGAAUUUUACAUCUUUAAAAGUGCUGAAUCUGGACCGGCACAUCAUUUUUGGAGCAGAUAUUUCUGAACACUUUGCCAUUGCUCUGGGCUCUCUCAUUCACCUGGAGAAGCUGUGGUUACCAGUGGGACGUGGAAUGGCUCAUGCUGCUAAACUAAUCAUUGAACAAUUCCAGAAGCUUCCUAACCUAAAGUUCCUUGUCAUGAAGGAGAUUCUAGAUGAUGACAGCAUUGCACUCUUAGGAACUGUAGCAAAGAAAGGCUGCUUGAGAAAGCUCUGCCAUCUUGCGCUUCAUUCCAGUUACAAUGUGUCGGAAUCUGGAUGGAGAACAUUUUUUGAAACAGCCGGAGACAUGCCAGAAUUAAGCCUCCUGAACGCGGCUAGAAUAAACAUGACUAUGAAGUGUCAUGCUACCACUGUCACUACCUUUGUACGCUUUGUGUCUAGACUACCUAGCCUGAUGACCAUAUGGAUGUUGGGGUGGCUUCUGGAUAAAGACGAUCUCAACAUGUUUAACAGCAUGAAAGAGAAGCACCCUCAGUCCAAGAGUUUAGAGGUUAUUUGGCAGAUGCCCUUUCCGUUUGCUCCAAACAUUCAAGAUUAG